Messenger RNA from Chanos chanos (milkfish), 4657 nucleotides. RefSeq names its product TEA domain family member 1b (gene tead1b). Lineage: Eukaryota; Metazoa; Chordata; Actinopteri; Gonorynchiformes; Chanidae. The coding region runs from base 403 to 1641 and encodes 412 amino acids. The transcript has 14 exons. Gene Ontology annotation, biological process: embryonic organ development; hippo signaling; regulation of transcription by RNA polymerase II. Gene Ontology annotation, cellular component: transcription regulator complex. Gene Ontology annotation, molecular function: RNA polymerase II cis-regulatory region sequence-specific DNA binding; DNA-binding transcription factor activity, RNA polymerase II-specific. The record is from RefSeq and is a predicted model, not a curated record.
UUCUUCGCAUCUCUAUCGGUGCGUCGCCGAUUCACGUUCACAUUCCCGGCUGGCCCAGAAACACAAGAAUAACUUUACACAGUUUCCAAAAACUAUAUAAACCCAAACUAAGGAAACAAAAGGAACGAAUAUAUAAACUAUUAUCAAUUUCGGACGUGUUUGAGUUGCCCCUGUCGGGAGUUGCAGAUUUCAGUGGAACAUUUUCGGAGCAGUGGAAAAAUAUUGCGCUGAGAGACUUGUUGCUCUUGUUGCAUCUUUGGUGCAUUUUUUUCUUCAACUUUCAUUAAAAUCUUUACCGUUUCACCCUAGUCUGCUCCAGGCUUUGGCUUGGAGGUCCCAACCGCCACCAUUGAUCCCAGCAGCUGGAGUGGCAGCGAGAGCCCUGCCGAAGACAUUGAGAGGAUGAGCGACUCGGCGGACAAGCCCAUGGAUAAUGACGCCGAGGGGGUCUGGAGUCCUGACAUCGAGCAGAGCUUCCAGGAAGCUCUGGCCAUCUACCCUCCGUGUGGUCGCCGGAAGAUCAUUCUCUCAGACGAGGGCAAAAUGUAUGGUCGAAAUGAAUUGAUUGCCAGAUACAUUAAACUCAGAACUGGGAAGACGAGGACAAGGAAGCAGGUGUCUAGUCACAUACAGGUCUUAGCAAGAAAGAAAGUUCGAGAAAUCCAAGCUGCCAUCAAGGUGACAAGUAUGGAUCAGACCGUGAAGGACAAAGCCCUCCAGAGCAUGGCCUCCAUGUCGUCGGCUCAGAUCGUUUCUGCCACCGCCAUCCACAACAAGCUGGGCCUGCCAGGCAUCCCGCGCCCCGCCUUCCCUGGAGCGGCAGGGUUUUGGCAGGGCAUGAUAUCUACUGGCCAGCCUGGAUCUUCUCAAGACAUUAAGCCGUUUGCCCAGCAAGCCUAUCCUAUCCAGCCAGCAGUCACAACAACAAUCUCAAGUUACGAGACCACGGCGGCACCAGCACCCACAGUGCCAGCAUGGCAAGGCCGAUCCAUCGGCACGACUAAGCUGAGACUUGUAGAGUUCUCUGCUUUUCUCGAACAACAGAGAGACCCAGACUCUUAUAACAAACACCUUUUUGUGCAUAUUGGUCAGACAAAUCACUCCUAUAACGAUGCCUUGCUUGAAUCAGUGGACAUUCGUCAGAUUUAUGAUAAAUUUCCUGAGAAGAAAGGGGGCCUGAAGGAAUUGUUUGGCAAGGGUCCUCAGAAUUCCUUCUUUCUCGUAAAGUUCUGGGCUGACUUGAACUGCAACAUUCAGGACGAUACAGGGGCCUUUUAUGGUGUGACUAGUCAGUAUGAGAGUCCAGAAAACAUGACCAUCACCUGCUCCACUAAAGUCUGCUCCUUUGGAAAACAGGUGGUGGAGAAAGUCGAGACGGAGUAUGCACGCUUUGAGAAUGGACGCUUUGUGUACCGGAUAAGCCGGUCUCCCAUGUGCGAAUACAUGAUCAACUUCAUCCAUAAACUCAAGCACCUGCCUGAAAAAUACAUGAUGAACAGUGUCCUGGAGAAUUUUACCAUCCUAUUGGUGGUGACAAACAGAGAUACACAGGAGACGUUGCUGUGCAUGGCGUGUGUUUUUGAGGUGUCGAACAGUGAGCAUGGAGCUCAGCAUCACAUCUACAGACUGGUGAAGGAAUGAGAUCACUCUGAACAGCCCUUUCACAUUGACUGAGAACCUCAAUACAAGUGGCAGUGCCUCUAGCUGAACACUCACCCAGAAUGCUUUUCUGUCACAUUUGGGUGAUGCUUAUUGUUAUUAAUUUUUUUGUCUUUAUUAAUGUAUAUGUGUUUGACUGCAGCUGUGAAUUGCGGUACAGUUGUAUUAUGUUUUGAUACGGGAAAAAAUAUCAUCAGUUAAAAUGACUCUGAAUCAAUGUCUGUUUGUUGGAUGUACAUUUAAAGAGUGACAGUAUCAGUUGACUAAAGGGUUGAGUUGAACUGGGUUGAAUUUGAGCAAGAAACUGAAAACAACUUUUGUCAAUUUUUAUCCUGUAAAAAAUGAGUAGAUAUCAGCCAUUAUCAGUGGUUUAUGAAUGUGUAUGUGUGUAGUCAUUAAUUUGUACAUGUAUAUAGAUGUAUAUACAUACUCACAUACUUGUAGGUUUUCCAAAGAAAAGUAUUUGAAAUUUUUCAUCCCAGAAUACCAAUUUGCAGAUUUAAAAAGUACAAAGAUUGAAAAUGGUUGUGGCCAUUGGAUUUAGAAGUUACUGCAUAUUGAAAAAACAUUUGUAGCAUUCAGGGAAUUCAAGAACCCUUUUGCCCUAGAUAAAACACUUUUGUACACAUUACAGAAUCUUUUACCUUUAUUGAGAAUGACUGCACUGUGAUUAACACUAAAAAUAUUUAUUCCAACCUGUGUCUCUGCCUCAUGAAAGGCAAGCCGUCAUUUAUUGAGAGAGAAAAAAAAAGCAGAUUUAACCCCUCACCUUGGCCAUGAUACAGCCGUUUCAAUCCUUUGGUAAAAAAAAAAAAAAAAGAGAGAUCUUUGUUAUUUUGAUAGUUGGUAAGAAAGCACUACGCAGAUUACACUGAUUUUAAUUGUCAUCUUGUCCUUAGCACUUGGUUCGUCUCAGUGGACAUGCCUUAGUGAGCAUAGCUGUGUUCAUAGAACUGUUUAUUCAAUCCAAUUCCAAGUGUCUGUCGCUGCCUUGACAUUCAAACAAAACAACCCAUGACUCUGUGGCCUACACAAAGUGUUUUCUACAUCUCCGAGCCUUAAACGUGGUCAUGUGAAUUCCAAAAGAUGCCACUAAAGCUGUGAUCUCUUUCCUAAGCUGGAAGGCUUUUCUUGUUAUUGUAAUGUAGGAAUUGUACAGUUAUGGAGGUGCCAAAGCAUAACACAAAACAGUACUGUGCCUUAGUGUAUGUGUCUCAUAUCCGAAAAACAAACAAACAAACAAACGAAAAAAGAAUUAACGUCAUCUGUGUUGUCUGUAAGAGAACUGGCCUAUAUGCAUAUUGGUUUGAACAGUAGACCGUACGAAAAUAUUUUCUCUCAGUGAUUGGUUAAUUUUCUUGUGUGAAACACUGUUUAAAAACUGACCUUGCCUUUCUUAUUCAAGAAGACCAAAAAUAAGUGGAGAUACAUACUUAAUCUCCUUAAUGUCCUGCACUGUAGCAUGAAAGUGCCUUUGGUUCAGAUUUUUCCAGCUUAGAAAAGACUAAUAUUAUUUUGCAGUACUGAGAGUAACAAAAACCAAAAAGAGGACAUAAGAAAAAUAUUCACCACAUUGCCUUCCUGAAAUUUUAUAAAAGAAAGAAGAAAAAGUCAAGGGACGGUGUGUGAAUAAAUGUUGAGGUAAUAUGAUAUUAUUAUUAAUUACAAUAGUUAUUAUAGUAAUAUUUGAUUUGGUGUUCAGGCAAAUUGUAUCAAUGAUCAUCUAGAAAGCACCUCCGUUUAUAUGUGUGUUCAAUUCCAUUCAGAGAAAGACAUACUUAAUUACUUGUGUGUGUGUGGGGUGGGGAGACUUUUUUAAAAAUGGCUUAAGGAAUAAUUCUGUUGGGAAUUUGUAAGGUCGACCUUACUUUCCAUGCAAUUUGUCACACAAAACACUGCUCAAAAUAUAUCAUGUUUGGGAAAUAUCUUCAGCAGUUUUGUUAGCCACAGUCUUUCAGGCCAUAAACAAAUCAAAGUGUCAAGCUGUACUAAAUGUCAAUCCGAUAUCCAAAAGUCCAUGAUGUUAGGGAUGUUUCUGUAGUCAAUAAUGUUUAUGUUCUGAGUGACUGAGUUAAGCCACUCUCAGAGGCUUAUGUUUUUACAUUUGACAAUAGCGAAUUGUACAACCUCUCUCAUAUACCGUUCAAAUGGAUCAUUUGGAACAGUAAUUGCUAAAGAACAUUCUAUGGUUGCAGACUAUGUUAGAUUGAUUGCUCUGUAUGUUGUACUGCUUAAUGUAAACUGUGGAUUUUUUGUAUGCUUUACAUCAAAAUGGCAUAAUAUUUCGAUUGUUUUGUGUUUGCCCUCCCUUUGCCCUAUGUUCUUGUUUGCUGUUAUGACAUACUUAUUGAAAUUUUCCUGUAUUACUGUUCUACAUGUAUACAAUGGUUUUUUGUAAUGACGUCAGUAUAAUCAGAGCCCAGUUGGGUGGUGUUGCUGUUACUGCUACACUGCUGGUGCAUUUGAAAUGUCAGUUCCACCUUAAAAAUCAGUUCACAGUCCCCUUUCACUCCUUUAGGGAUCUGAAGACUAAUGUCUUUAAUAAGAUGAAUGUUCAGAGGACAUUUUGAUAGCAACGGACACUACAUGAGGAUUUCUGAAGGUAUCUUGACACGUCAGCAGUUUAGCUCUUGUUCUUAAUUGUUUGUGUUUUGUCUAUGUGUAGGUACUGGUACCUCUUUUGAUCAUUGCCAUUUCAAAUGUUGGCUUUAAAGUGAACUUUUCUCUAGUUCAGAUAGUAUCAUAAGACUAUUUGGUUUGUGUGCAGAGAUUUUUUUUAAAGAAAAACAGGUGCUUUGUAUAAAUAUAUAUUCUGGCUUUUCUUGGUACAAAGGUGUGAUAUCUUUUAAUAUCCAUGAUGAUGGUCAAGCAUUGGAGCAAGGAUGAGAGGGGAGAGAGAAGAAAACCUGCUAUGUGUAUGUGUUCUUUACUGCAUAUGGUCUUGUCUUUGCUCCGUAACAUUUUGAUGCCUUCUUGAUAAAGUGGUAGAUUUUGUAGC